AUGUAUCAAUUGUGGUUCCUGGUCCUGGCCCUCACCUUCUUCUGCGUGAAGGGUGCUGUGGUCGAACAUCGCGAUACUCCGAGUGUCACGGCUCGACACUCUCAAGACCAACCCCGGGCGGGCGCGGUCACGCCGGCACCUGCCGUCCAGAAGCGCGACCCCGAAGAUCCUUCCGAGGAGCAGAGACCGCCCAGUGCGAUGCAGGCUAGCGAGGAGCGCGUGGAAGGGUAUGACUGGGAGCCGUACCAGCCGUUGACGAUCACGAUUGUCAACCGGUACCACGUGCCCAUUAGCACUUCGCACGUGCACAACUGGGGGUUCCCGGAUCCGAUCGGCGGCGAGAAGACGCCCGGCCUGAUGCAGCCGAGGGAGACGGACCGCUUGGUCGUCCCGACGGGUUGGGCGGGCAACUUUGCCUUUGUAGACGCUCGCUACCAACCCGGUCCCGAUGACUCGCUCAUCGAAGCGUCGUUCGAGUCCGUCUGGGGUGGAGAAGCCUUUGCUGACGUGGACGUCUCCUUCGUGAACGGGUUCAGUCUACCCGCGGUAUGCAAGUGUGACCGCCAGAAGAAGCUGUCGGGCUGCGGGGUCAACCUCUGGUCGGAGAACAACUGCGACGGCUGGAACUGGAACGGCGCGUGCCCCAAUCCGUCGCGCGAGGACCACGACCGCGCGCUGGCCCGGCCCGGAGACUUCUUCGUGCCGUGCCAGGGCCAGGCCUACACCUUUCCCGGCGACGAUGUGGCCAACAGCUUUGGCGAAUGCCAGAGGGGCCAUAUUGUCUGCUGCAUUGGCGAGGACCGGCUCUGCGAGGAUGAGUGGAGACGCCUGCGUCCUGAACACCUGCGUCCUGAACACGCCGAGACCGUUCAGACACGCCCACGCCCUGAGCAUGGCGAGGCCGUUGGGUUACGCCCGCGUCCUGAGCACGGCGAUACAGUUCAGACAGGCCUUCCAGACCGCCUGCGUCCUGAGCAUGGCGAGGCCGUUGGAUUACGCCUGCGUCCUCAACACGGCGAAGCAGUUCAGACAGGCCUGUACGAUCUCAUCACGGCGAGGCCGUUCAGAACCGCUUCAGUCCAGACCGCCCGCGUCCUGAGCACGGCGAGGCCGUUGGGUUACGCCCGCGUCCUCAACACGGCGAAACAGUUCAGACAGGCCCGCAUGUCCUCAACGCGGCGAGGCCGUUCAGAACCGCUUCAGUCCAGACCGCCCGCGUCCUGA
This is a messenger RNA of Thyridium curvatum, 1224 nucleotides long. RefSeq lists its product as uncharacterized. The transcript is spliced from 4 exons. The coding region runs from base 1 to 1224 and encodes 407 amino acids. Lineage: Eukaryota; Fungi; Ascomycota; Sordariomycetes; Thyridiales; Thyridiaceae. The record is from RefSeq and is a predicted model, not a curated record.